Molecule: messenger RNA, 1343 nt
Organism: Alternaria rosae
Lineage: Eukaryota; Fungi; Ascomycota; Dothideomycetes; Pleosporales; Pleosporaceae
Product: homocysteine S-methyltransferase
Exons: 1
Coding region: 291-1259 (322 amino acids)
Biological process (GO): S-methylmethionine cycle
Molecular function (GO): S-adenosylmethionine-homocysteine S-methyltransferase activity
Source: RefSeq, a predicted model, not a curated record
CAAAGACCAAGUCAGGCAGUGGCAUGGUAUCAUGGAUUGCGCUAUGUUGGCUGAUAGCGGUUGACUUAGGCCAGAAUGAUAACAAAGUAAAGUCAUUGACUGUCCAAGUAGAACCGUCUUUGCAUGUCGAAUGCCCACCUGAGCAUCGGCGCUCGAAACUCCGCACAUCGGAUUAUGACUAAAUCUCAGCACACGGCUUCAACACUAUUGACCAGGAGCUUCUCCUUCGUUAGACUUGACUUCAUCUCCUCAUCUCUGGAUUGUACACAAGGGUAUUCGCGAUAACCAUCAUGGCAUCAUCACCGGCAUCAAACCCAUUAUCCGCCCACAUCGCUAAAGGUUCCCCCAUAAUCCUGGACGGCGCGCUAGCAACUUAUCUGGAGACUUUGGGAGCAGACAUAAGCGGCGCAUUGUGGUCCGCAUCGAUACUGCUUGAUCAGCCGGCCCUCAUAAAGCAAACACAUCUGGACUACUAUCGUGCAGGCGCAAAUGUCGCAAUCACAGCAUCCUACCAAGCCUCCAUUCCGGGACUAGUCAAGCACUUGGGUCUCAGUGAAGAAGAAGCCAGGAAAGUCGUAAGCAAAAGCGUGGAACUAGCCCAACAAGCGAGAGAGGAAUAUGUUGCCGAGACAAACGAGGAUGUUCGAAGUGAAUUGUUCAUUGCGGGCAGUGUGGGCCCAUACGGCGCGUUCCUUUCAGAUGGCUCAGAAUACAGAGGCGACUACUCCAUACUCCAAGACGAGAUGAAGAACUUCCACCGCGGACGCAUCGAAGCGCUUGUGUCCGCCGGCGCCGACAUCCUAGGCAUCGAGACAAUACCAUCCAAAGGCGAAACCGAAGCUCUCCUCGACCUGCUCACCACAGAAUUUCCCUGCACGGAAGCUUGGUUUGGCUUCACAUUACGAGAUGGUUCUCACAUCAGCGACGGAACACCUAUCUCUGAGAUCGCAGCACUUUUCGAUGAUGUGGAACAGGUAGUAGCGCUGGGCUUCAACUGUGUGCCAGAUGAUUUGGGGUUGGCUGCUCUGAAGACUUUGAAGCCGUUGGUGAAGAGGGGGACCUUAAUGGUAUAUCCCAACUCUGGUGAGCAAUGGAAUGCGAAGGCAAGGGAGUGGGAAGGCAAGAGAACGGAAGGUUCGACGUUGGCUGAGAAGACGAGGGAAUGGAAUGAGGCUGGGGCUGGUCUUAUCGGAGGGUGCUGUCGAACUACACCUGAGGAUAUCGGUAUCAUGAAAAAGGCACUCGAGAAAGGUCACUAGACUCUCAGAGAAAAGGAUAGCGAGAGUCUAGUAGCAAAGCCUAAGGCCAUGUUAUUAAGGCACGUUUUGAUGUAAAAUUAUAGA